Messenger RNA from Vitrella brassicaformis, 4093 nucleotides. NCBI's taxonomy places the organism in Eukaryota, Vitrellaceae. The record is from the annotation of a GenBank genome assembly.
CGUCGCAAGGUUGAACGGUGCACGGCUCCCACAUCGUCGCAAUGGCGUUGCCCGCUGUCCCGCAAGAUGACCUGUCGCAUCGCAUGCUAGAGGUGUACGCCGCUGCUGGCCUCUCUCUUCUACCGGCGGGCUCUCCUGAGGCACACUUGAAGGCGCUGCUGACACAACGAGGAGCGCUACCGGACAAGCAAGACGGCCACGAGGCCAAGAAGAGACUGUCCAUCGCUGACCAGGCUUCCCCCCGGCCAAAGGCGGAGGAACACACCAAGGCCGCGCCAACCAAAGCCAGGGUGGCCCUCCCCCCGUUGAGAAACGGCGAAAAGCGCCACGAGCACGAGGAUGAGAGCAGACCUGACGAGGAAUCAGCCCCAAUCGUCCCUCGCAAGCGCAGAUUCCCGCGGCAGCCUCGCGAAGUGGUAUGGAUUCGAUCACUGACAUUCAUGCACUCGUCGGUGCUCUUGGAGGGAUGUUAAAUGUCCUUCCAGGUUCAAUUAAAGGCGAUGGGCUACAGCGAGCUGAUAGAUCUGUAUCGGCAGAAGAAGGCCUCGGACAUGAUUUCGCUUCUCAAGCAGCACCCAGUCAAGACCAACAUCAGGCAGCGUAUGGAGCUGGCAGAGGUACAUACAUGGAAUUCGCUCUUACACAUCUUGAGCUGAUUGCACAUUAUGUGGGUGAUAGGCUUUAGGUCUGAAGGACAGUGAGUGGGACAAGGUGCAGGACUCGUCGGCUUUGCAGAUCUUUAUGAGGGCCGAGAAGAAACUACGCACAGUGCAGGUGGUGGCCGCCGUCCGCAUUCAGGCCGCAUGUCGUGCCUGGAAGGUCCGCAGGGAGAUCAAACGGGUGAGCUUGGGAACCAGAAGAGCCCACACUGCCAGGGACCAGGGCACCCAUUCUUUGUGCAUGUCUCAUGACCAUGCAGGCGCAGCUGCUGCAGGAAACGAAGUCCUGUAUCAUUCAGCGGAAGUGGCGCCGUUGGGCGAGAUACCAGCGUGGAGUGGUUAGGCUGAUCCGUCUUCGGGAGAGGCGCCUUGCUGCCGUCAUCACCAUCCAAGCUGUCAGUCAGUCAGGGCUGAGGGCACACCAAAGAGACACAAGGGCAUGCGUAAGGUCCACGUGCAAUGUGCAGGCUUGUCGCGGGUGGAUAUUCCGUUCGGGCAGGGCUGGGCUUACAUCUCUCAUCAAGAUCAGGAUGCUGCUGCAGACCUUCCACUGGAUCAAGAAAACAAGAGAGUCGCUGGUAAGGCGGUGUAAAUGCCGUUGCACCCCGCGCAUCACGGUGUCUUGUCUCCCCUCGUGAUCACAUACAGGCAGCGUUCCGGAUACAGAGGAACUGGCGCAUAUACGCUGAUGCCAAGAAGGCGCCUGUCGAUGCUGGCAAGACCAUUCUCAUCCUCGGCUCACUCUACCAACGGUCACUUCAAGAGGUAACCAACAGCCGGCACCCAUGAAUACAUCGCAUCCCUCGAUGUGCAUAUGUGUAUUUGCCUGUAUUUGGGAUGGGAAGGCGAGGCGGCGAGCUCUGAAUGUGAUACUGGAGGGGACGCCCAGACCACUACGCUCUAACUUCGAGUUCACCUUCAGCAUAUUCGCCCUCGCCCAGGCCCAGGGCAAGAGGAUCGCUGUCUUAGGUAUGUUAGCCGCAUUUGCCCAGGUGGAAACCUGUGUCUACUCCCUUAAUCGCAGAGCGUCGGGCUUUCACCACAGCCACAGGGUGCCUGACCAAGCUGGGAAGCAAGCUUUCAGACGAGCACGGCAGCAGCGCCAGCAAUAAGGCAGAUGGUGACUCUAGUGGUCAAAGGCCGAAAUUUGAUGGCAGUAUGUGGUCAAAAGCGACUCUGGUCGUCAUGGGACUCACGUCCGUCAAGCCCAACGUGUCGGCCAAGACAAAGAAGGAGUGUGUGGCCUUCGAGCAGGAAGUACUGCGGCCUCUCUUUCCCAGACGCAAGCCAGUCAAACGACUAAGUAAGCGGGAAGAAGAGACAUGAUAUAUAUGGGGGCCUUGUGUGCAUCAUGUGCAGGGACAGAGGCCACCGAGAAGAAGCCCCCGACCCCCGGCCGCUCCCCAGCAAGAGAGGCCAGGGGCAGGGGCACGCGGCGCGCGUCACAGCACGAAGCAGCCAAACAGCAGGAAUCGGCCAAAUCGGCAGGGCCAUCCAAGACGCAAGACAGCACAGCCAAGGGCGACGGCACGCCCCCUAGUGACAAGAAGGGCGGCCUCCGUCUGCCUGCAGCCGUCAAGCACACGCACGAGGGUCCGCGGCAGCUGCCGGCGAUCGCGAGCCUGAAGAGGCAGUCUGUGCCUACAGGGCCUGUCGGCUUUGUGAUGGCAGACAUGUCGCCCACCAGUGCUGACCAGGAAGUGGCACGACGCCGCCGCCACUCGACAUUCGCUGACGGCCUUCACCACGCCACCCCCCAUCUCCCCUCGUUAACGCCGACAGUCCUGUCCCCAUCCAGCGGAGCCUCAGACAUCCGCUGGCGGCAACGGAGCGUUACGUACAGCCCCCAAACCCGCGCGAGAAGGGCGUCAAUCGGGGCCACCGUUCCCAAGGAGCUGCUCGUGCGUUCUGUGCAGGAGAAGACCCCACUGCAGGGGCUGCUAAGUGACGGCUCCUUCAAGUACAGCAACCGGCUGCGGCAGAGGCACUACGCGUCUUUGGUGGCCAUGCUGGUGGCGAGGAGGGCAGCAACAAUAACGGACUCGGCGGCCUCCUCGCCGGCGGCCAAGCUGAAACACUUCGAUCGGACGUUCUCGCGAAACUCGCUCGAGGCCCAUCCUCUCUUUGAGCUGGAACACAAGGGCAACACCACUCUGGAGGGCGUCCUCGCCAAACUGGGCGAUACGGGCGCACAGGAAAGGUCGGACAUGAAGAGAGAAGGAGAUGGGUGCGUGUCAUGGAUGGACUGCUGCCUGUGGCUUGAGUGGAUCAGAGCCGAGAAUAUUCCCCUGAGACGGUCAACGAGCCAGAAGAUCGAGGAGCGGUUCAUCGAGAGGUGCGCUAAGUAUGGGCGGCAAGCUGUACUUUCGCUGCUGCAGCUGCAGCCAGAUGUGUGAAUAAUUAAUGUGGUGUCAGCUGUGUGCUUUGGAACAUAUUGACGCUGCUUGUGUGUCUCUCAGACAGUGUUUGCUCUCAGUCAGUCAUUGUGUUAUUGAGCCAUCAAUCGAUCAACCAAUCACACGUAUGAGUGUGCCGCUGCCUCUGCUGCUCAGUCGGUGUAAUUCUUCUCCUGCGUGUGCCCACACAGAGACACGAAAAGGAAAGAAUGUGCAUUUGAUGAGGCGUGUCUGCUCCGUCCCCCAUACACAACAUACGUAGUAGUGCCGCAUCCAGAGGAGAUCUCUGAUUUUGUCAGUCAGCUCUUCGCGCUUCGUUCGCCGAUAAAACCUCUCACUGCAUCACAAGAAAGAACCUCUCUUGUUGUCUGUCUGUCUGUCUGUCUCCAUGUGUGUCCGUACGGUAUGGUUCUGUCGAGGUUGAUGUACGAGAGUGGGGUGGCGCGCCUCUUUGUCGGUGCAGGGAAGGGCUGAAUGUAACCGGUGCCUGCGCAUGCACAAACAGACAGACAGACAGACAGGCAGGCAGGCAAGCCAAGGAGACAGAUGGCUGUGUGUCGGUCUGUCUGUCUGGCUGUCUGUGUGUCUGUGCCUUCGAAGCCGGUCAGUCCCUCAGUUGGCAUGCCGAUCGGCAGAGCUGACGAGUACGCCGUGUCGCUCUCCUUCCCUCCAUCAGACGACUACACACACAUGUCAGAGACACACAUGGAUGCGCACGAAUGUGUCUCUCUGCUUUACUGCAGCCGUGUCAGCUGUGGCUGGUGAGUGGGCGAUGACUGCCAGCAGAACCGCAGCGACCAACACACACUUGGGCAGCGACAUUGUUUAUGCUGUCGGUCAGUCGAUUGAUCGAUCACCAGACGAGCAAGCGAUGCACUUUUGAACGUGUCAGUUGAAUUGGGUCGUCAAUAUAUACUCAGUCGAGAAUACACGACAGAUGCACGUCGAUCACCACCACACAUGCGCUAGUUCUCUUCAGGCGAAGUGGACUUCGCCGGUUCGCUGUGGUCCACUUCGUCAGGCGAAGUGGUUCCAUAA